AUGCUCUUGAGUCCACCUCAAUUUCACUUCUCGGAGGCCUCAACCUUCGGCGACUCUACUUACAGUGAAGUGGAUGCAUUGUUCGGCUUUACUGCACAUUCGGAACAGCCUGCCGAUCAGACCAUAGUAGACUCGGCCCCGAUUCCCAAACAGUCUCGCAUGUUACCGGAUGCAAAGGGAAAACUAAUCUACAUCGGACAAUCAGCCUCACUAUCAUACCUUCACAUAGUCCAACGUGUGGCUGCAGAUUGCAUAGGCUCAUGUGCAUUUACCGACGACCCACAACAGCAAUAUAUACUUGAAAAAGAGUUUACCAGUCAUCUAGGAAACUGCCCAGAACCAGAGCCAGACCUUGAGCGGUCUUUGGCCCUCGCAGAGCAAUACGAACUAGCUGUUAGCGGCGUUUUCGAUUUCUUCGACAUUUCAUAUCUUCAGAACGCCAUACCUCCUUGGGUCGCUGAUCCUAGUAGGCGAGAUAGGCCGGAAACCCCAGUGAUAUUUCUGGCCCUUGCAAUUGGGGCACUGGGAAGAGCUGCUGAUGACAAGGAUGAGGAUAUUGCAGAGACGUAUUUCAAUUAUGGUCGCCAACAAGCCGUCAUUUACCUUAUGGACGACCCAUGUCUAAUGACUGUUGUGGCGUUCUCUCUAAUUAGUUACUAUAUGCUUGCCUCGUGUCGACGGAAUGGGGCAUUCACGAACAUUGGGAUAGCUGCUCGUGCGGCAUAUGCACUAGGUAUACAUCGGCACGAAACAAACCGCGCUUUUGGUGGUGGAGCAAGAGAAAGGGCUUGGAAGUCCCUCCGUGUGUGUGAUUUAUUUCUGAGUGCAUCAAUGGGCCGUCCACCUGCUACUUCUGAAGCUGACUGCAACAUUCCAUGGUCGAAAUCGUUCGCAAAAAUGAAUAAUGGAGACUAUAAAGACGACAGAUCUGUACCUACUCAGGAGGAUUCGGCGAUAUUCCGAAUAUGUCUGAUCUUUGAACGUAUAUUAGUCGAAGUAUUCUCAAGAAGAGCCGUAUCACUCGAUUUAGCAGGAAGUAUAUCGCAGCAGCACCGCCAGUGGACAGAAGAGCUACCAUCAAUGUUGAAAAUCGACGGCCUCCUGAGGAAUGAUACCAGCACAAAAGCAAGUAUUCAGAAACUAGGGACUCAUAUCGUCACGAUGGCAUAUUACUACUCUAUCACCUUGCUUUGUCGACCUUUUCUGUCCUUUCACGUCGGUACUCGGCUCAAGAAGGCUGGGAACUAUCAAGAUCCCGAGGCCUAUUCUGAUUUUAUCACAACAUAUGCAGAUGCAUGCAUCGACUCGGCUGUCAAGGGUAUAGCUCUUGCUCAUGAAAUCGUCUUUGACGAAUCCAUGCCAAAACGCCAACCAUUGAUCAUAAACAGUGUCUUCAUAUCUGCACUCUGUCUAGGCCAUGCAAUAUUUGGUGAUUACGAUCAGCGCGGUUGGCCACUGAACUAUAAUAUCGAUACCGCAAUCUCUAUUCUUCGGAAGUUAGGCCUCAAAAAUCCACAGGCGGCUCGGUAUUGUGAGAUUUGCUGCUAUUUGAAGGAAGUUGUCGGAACUUAUACCCAUCGAAGAGCGGACACAUUACUACGGUCCCCGAGUUCGAAUGUGAGAUCGAUGUUUGGCGAUAUUCAAGCUAUCCGGAUUAACACUCCGCAUUUUUCAAAAGAUGCCGAUGCCGACGACUUUCAUGAUCGAAAUAUCGAACGCUUUUCUAUCGGUCAAAACCAUGCAUUGGCAGCACAGAACAAGAUUAUCAAUUGUAACGAUAACAAUAUCAAUGAUUUUGCCGGCUCCACUAUUCUACCACCAAAUUCUAUAUCGACCCCGGAAAGCUUGAUGCAUUUGGCCAGCCUUCCUCAAGAUGACAACGAAUUUCAUGAAGCAGUAAACAAGCACUGUGAUCAGAAUCUCGAUGUGGAAUCUGAAUAUACGCCCACUAUGAAUAAUUUUGCUUUCAGUGAUACCUUGCCUUUGUUCUCGUUAAUUGACGGAAUAAAUCCAAGUCUGGGCGCUGAUCAUAGCGUUUUACUUGGCUACAUAUAG
Messenger RNA from Talaromyces amestolkiae, 2055 nucleotides. RefSeq lists its product as uncharacterized. Gene Ontology annotation, cellular component: nucleus. Lineage: Eukaryota; Fungi; Ascomycota; Eurotiomycetes; Eurotiales; Trichocomaceae. Bases 1 to 2055 code for a protein of 684 amino acids. Gene Ontology annotation, molecular function: zinc ion binding; RNA polymerase II cis-regulatory region sequence-specific DNA binding; DNA-binding transcription factor activity, RNA polymerase II-specific. Gene Ontology annotation, biological process: DNA-templated transcription; positive regulation of transcription from RNA polymerase II promoter by galactose. The transcript has 2 exons. The record is from RefSeq and is a predicted model, not a curated record.